Molecule: messenger RNA, 2247 nt
Organism: Rhododendron vialii
Lineage: Eukaryota; Viridiplantae; Streptophyta; Magnoliopsida; Ericales; Ericaceae
Product: receptor-like protein EIX2
Exons: 2
Coding region: 442-2040 (532 amino acids)
Molecular function (GO): protein binding
Source: RefSeq, a predicted model, not a curated record
UAUACCUUGAUCUGUCGUCGAACUCAUUUUCCCAUCCCAUCCCGGAUUUGUUUGGGAAACUUCAACUUCUGAAGUACCUUGAUCUUUCAGGGAAUUCGUUUAGUGGGUCCAUUCCUCAAUCGCUGGGGACGUUGUCAGCUUUGGAAGAAUUGCGUAUUUGUGGGAAUCAGUUAAAUGGAACAAUUCCAGUUUCUCUUGGUCAAUUAUCAAGCCUUAAGAUACUGGAUCUCUCUUCUAAUCAGUUAACUGGAACCAUUCCAUUAUCUCUAGGUCAAUUAUCAAACCUAAAGAUACUGGAUCUCUCUUCUAAUCACCUAGAAGGAGUUUUAACUGAGGCCAAUUUUGCCAAUCUCACAAUUUUAGAGGAGCUGAGAAUAUAUUCUAACUUGUUGACAUUGAAGGUGAUAUCGCCCCCCCCCUUUUCAAGUGAAAUCACUUCUAAUGGGUUCUUGCAAAAUUGGGACUGGUUUCCCUCAGUGGCUUCGAACCCAAAAGAAAGUUUACGAGUUGGAUAUUUCUAAUGCUAGCAUAUCAGGAACCCUGCCUCAAUGGCUAGAUGAAAUGCCUCUUGUGUUGUUGUAUCUUUCCCAUAACCUUAUCGGUGGACCGAUUCAAAAACUUCCUCCCACUUUACGGGCAUUGUAUCUUUCCCAUAACCUUAUCGGUGGACCGAUUCAAAAACUUCCUCCCACUUUAACGCAAUUGGAUCUCUCCUAUAACUUAAUCUCUGGACCUCUUCCACAAAAUAUCAGUGAGAUGGUGCCCGGUUUGGAAGCUCUGUUACUAGCCGGUAACUUGAUAAGUGGUUUGAUACCCGAUUCAUUGUGGGAAAUUCCAGAUCUAGCAGUUCUUGAUCUCUCCAAAAACAAGCUAUUUGGGAAUCUUCCCCUUUACAAGGGGUGGGGGGAACUUUCAUCACUAUUGGAUAUGAGAUUAUCGUCCAACAAGCUUUCGGGAAUUCUUCGUUCCUCUAUUGGAAAUUUUACUGAUCUGGUGUGGUUACACUUGAACAACAACAGUUUUUAUGGAGAGCUUCCUUCGACAUUGAGAAACUGCACAAGUUUAACGGUAUUGGAUCUUGGUGAGAAUAGAUUCUCUGGAAGCAUACCUACAUGGAUCGGAGACUCGUUUUAUUUGAAAGUUUUGAGACUGCACAAGAAUAUGUUCAUUGACAACAUUCCUUCACAAUUGUGCCAAAUGUUGGGACUCCAAAUCAUGGACUUCGGAAAUAAUCUCUUGACGGGACCCAUCCCGCGUUGUUUAGGCAAUCUCUCUCGCAUGAUUUUGGAUGAAAGUGGGUAUCCUAGGAGUAAUUAUUGGCAAUUAUUUGACACAAUCAUGAUGCAAGUCAUUAAAGGACGCGAACUUGAAUUCACCAGCUGGAACUUAGUACUUCUAGCCAACAUGGACCUUUCGAGGAACAAUCUGGUUGGAUCAAUCCCAAAAGAGAUCACAAAUCUUUCUGGGUUGUGCGGGCUUAAUCUCUCUCAUAACAAUCUGACAGGAAAGAUCCCUGAGAAAAUUGGGGGGUUGAAGUUACUGGAAUCACUUAAUUUCUCCGAGAAUCAACUUUCGGGGAUAAUUCCACAAAGCAUUUCGGGGUUGAAUUUCUUAAGCCGCUUAAACUUGUCAUACAACAACUUGUCUGGACGAAUUCCAACGGGAUACCAGCUCCAAACUCUUCCCUCAUCUAGUUACCUUGGCAACAGUGAACUCUGCGGAGAUCCAUUACCAAGAAAAUGUCGCGGUGAUGAAAAAUCUCAACCUCCGACGGCCACGGGUCACCGGGAAGAACACGAGGAAGAUGACUCUGAAAAAGUUUGGUUCUACGUGGCUAUAAUGAGCGGCUACGCAACGGGGUUAUGGGGAUUCGUAGCUGUUCUGGUGUUAAAGAAGUCUUGGAGGCAUGCUUAUUUCCAGUUUGUGGUCAUGGUCAAAGACGAGGUACUACUGGCGAUUGCACUCAGAGUUGCUCGACUGAAGAAUUACAUCGAUCAGUUCGGUGGGCGAAAACGCAAAUCUACGGACGUUCGUGGAUAAAUAAUUGACUAGUCUCUAAAGUCUUUCUUGCUGAUGACGUUGCUGUUUCAAUUUCUGUAUUGUAAAAUGUUGAAGAAGUUUGCAAAACCUUGUAAAAUAGUUUGUAUUUGGUGUGGUCUAUAGUAGUGUUGGAAAAUAAAGCCUGCGGGCGUGCUUGUUGUACUAUCAUUUAUGACAACUCUGAAUGUAUGUCAUGAAGUUUUUAAA